Molecule: messenger RNA, 1583 nt
Organism: Solea solea (common sole)
Lineage: Eukaryota; Metazoa; Chordata; Actinopteri; Pleuronectiformes; Soleidae
Product: trafficking regulator of GLUT4 1-like
Exons: 3
Coding region: 30-572 (180 amino acids)
Cellular component (GO): membrane
Source: RefSeq, a predicted model, not a curated record
ACUUUGACAUCUUCUCUUAUCUUUCCGUGAUGGCUAUCAACACCGAUGCCGCCUUUGGGAAAAGCGCUCUUGGCGAGAGGGAAGUUUCAAAUCCCACCGACUUCCACGACACGGAGAAGCUGUUGAGCACCGCGACCACGGAGCCUACCGGGCAGACCAACAUCAAACCGUCCGACUCCUUCUCCCUCAACAUCCGAGGCAGCGUCCGCUCCCUGGACGCGGACCAGAACGGACACAGAUCACCGCUGAAGUCGGGCUCUGUCGGGCAGUUGGCAGCCCCACCCAAGUCGGCAUCCCGGCUCAGCCUGGGCCCGCUGCCUUCCCCGGUGCCGCCCGGUUCCUUACCCUCCACUUAUCUCUGGCUGGCGGUGCUGUCCUGCUUCUGUCCCGCGCUGCCGUUAAACAUGUGUGCCUUGUGGUAUGCAAACGUGUCGAGGUCUGUUCUCCACACAGGAGAUAUUGAAGGAGCAAGGAAAUACGGGCGUCUGUCUAUGCUGCUCAGCUGCCUGGCAAUUCUGCUGGGUGUGGCUGUCAUCAUAUUCAUAGUGUUUACAAUAGAGCUCCAGCAGUGAUGUGUGGGACCGAGGGAGCCACAGCACACACUCCCUUUGACUUCACCUGGUCCCAAAUAUGUACACAAGAGAGAGAGAGAGAGAGCGGGGGAAGAGGAGGGUUAUCAUUUUGAAAAGAAGGAGAGAAGAAAAGCACACCAACUGAGUAGAAAACAAGCUAAAGAGACUCUUAACUUGUUGCUUUUUCUGCUGUGGACAACAAAACGGGGAAAGAAACCGCAGGCUGUUUCUCUUUCUCUGGCAACACUCAUGUCCAUUUACCGCACAAACUCAGGAACAAACGAAAAGAAGGUGAAGACUGCGCACAGUCAUCGUUGCCCGAUCACCAGACAGGGAGGACGUGUAGCUACUGGUCGCCCAAACUAGUAGUGCACUGACGCACACUGCUGUCUGACACCCAGAUGAUUGAAUGGCUUCACACUUCCAUUAUCAGAACAUCAACAACAACAACAAAAUAAGUCAAUUGAUGCAAAGCUGACUUAAAAAAAUGUAUCUUAGAAAAAAGCCCAAAAACCACAACAUAUGGAACGGGAGUGAAGACUGUUAAAUAAAUCCUCUGUAGUGCAGCCACUGUCUGUCUCCACAUUUGAAUCUCUUUGUGUUCGGUAUGUCAUUUUUUUUUGGCUCUUAGAAAAAAAAACAAAAAAAAAACUGAUUUCAUACACUGUUUACAUCAAGUUUAAAAAAAAAAACAAACAAACACAUGUACACAAAUAUGCCGUACUGCAGCCACUGUGUGAUAUCUCGCUUUGCGUGCUACUAUGAUAAAAAUGAACAGAUGAACCUGUUUGGACUGAACUGCCUGGAUCUUUACACCUCGUUAUGUUUACAAUAUUACUGCAAGACAAUGAGAGGGGAGGAGGAGGAGGGGGGGGUUGUCUCAUUCCCCACUGUAUGCACUGUUCCUGGCACUCUGAUGUUGAUGUUUAUACAUUUAUACUGUAUGACUGGUUUACUGUGCCAUAGUUCUGCAUGUCUGAAAUAAACUUGAAUGAGCAUGACAAACUUGAA